Cryphonectria parasitica EP155 is the source of this 1857-nucleotide messenger RNA. RefSeq names its product HET-domain-containing protein. The record is from RefSeq and is a predicted model, not a curated record. The coding region runs from base 1 to 1857 and encodes 618 amino acids. NCBI's taxonomy places the organism in Eukaryota, Fungi, Ascomycota, Sordariomycetes, Diaporthales, Cryphonectriaceae. The transcript is spliced from 6 exons.
AUGUCUGGUACAGCACUGUACCAUAGUACCAUGUACCACACGCGCGAUGACGCGCCUCUAGGGUUCCCAUACCAUGCUCAUUUCAGAGCCCUGUCGAGAUCGGCUGCAUCGUGUGGUCUCUGCGCCGUUGUCCACGCGGGCGUGCAGGAAUGGGUCGCAAACUACCGCCGGACAGAAGCAAGUGAUUUGUGGCAGUGGUACCGGCGCGAGCGCGCUGCGACGGAGACGAUACCGGCGUGGGAGAGACUCUGGCUUACGAGACGCGUUGGCGGGGCUGAAGGGUUCAUUGUCUUGGCCCGAGACCCGAAUAUCAAGCAGAGGGCGCAUCUGCUCACCGGUGUUGGGAUAAGUGUCGAGGCCUCCCCUUGGCAUAUGCCAUCCCUCAGCGGCCUUUGGAUGUGGAUUCUGGGUCUCAAGGCAGCUUUGAGGCCGAGGAACCAAUCACUGCCGUCACGGGUGCUUGAUGUCCGAGGUGCAGAGGAUGUCAGACUUGUAGAGUGCGAGGAGGACCUGUCUGGGAAAUACGCUUGCUUGUCCCACUGUUGGGGCUCUUCGGCGUCCCUGACUACAACACGCGAGACCAUACAGGCGCGCCGCAGCGGCAUCCGUCUCUCCGACCUCCCCAAGACGUUUGCCGAUGCCGUGGCCAUUUGCCGCCGUCACGAGAUCCCCUAUCUCUGGAUCGACAGCCUCUGCAUCUGCCAGAACGACCACAACGACUGGGCGCUCGAGUCUUCCCGCAUGGCGAGCGUGUACUCCAACGCGCACCUGGUGAUCGCGGCGAGCCACGCCAGAGAUAGCUCAGAGGGCUGUUUCCACAGCCGGGCGGGCCGCCCCUACGCUCGGGUCACGCUGCGCCGGUAUGGAGACACUCCCGAGGCCGUGGUCUACGCGACGCUGUUGUACCCCAGCCUCGAGGCCCCAGAGUGGUCCGAGGACCGCGGCCGGUCGUUUGCCGAUGAGCCUCUCGGGCAGCGAGGGUGGUGUCUGCAGGAACGUGUCUUGGCCAGCCGCACCUUGCAUUUCAGCAGCAGGCAGAUGUACUUUGAGUGCAGCGCUGGUAUCGUCGGCGAGGAUGGGUGUCGCGAGGGCGAGCGGUACUGUGAUCUGCGGAUGGCGUUUCCUUCGCAGCAGCAGCAGCAGCAGCAGCAGCAGCAGCAGCAGCAACCGCCACCUAAUUCCGAGUUGUCACCAGCAUCGGAGCAACAGAGGAGAAAGAUACUCCUGAAGAGGUGGAACGACCUGCUCUGGGCCUACGGCCGCCGAAAGCUCACCAAGCGCACAGACAAGCUGCCGGCCAUGAGCGGGCUGGCGCAGCUGUUUGAGCAGAUGAUGGGGUCUACCUACAUCGCAGGCCUAUGGAGCCAUGUGCUCAUAGAAGGCCUCACAUGGACCGGUCUGGACGGCGGGAGGCGGCCAUACGCAGGCAGGGGCGGCGGCGGCGGCGGCGGCGAUGACGACGACGACGAUGACAACGUGUACGUCGGUCCGAGCUGGAGCUGGGCCAGCUUCGACGGUGUGCCCACGACAAGCGUCGAGGCAAACUGGACACCCAUCGCCCGCGUCGAGGACUGGCGCGUCUCGCUGCGGAACCUGGCCAACCCGUACGGCGCGCUGACCGAAGCGUGGCUGCGUCUCUGGGCGCCCGUGGCAAAGUUGCGGCCUGAGGAGGCUGGGGAGCUGACGCAGUACGGGCGGGACAGGGUGCAGCUGGGCCUGACGCCUCCGAUGAGGGUUCACCUGUCGUCACAGUCUGCUGGGUUCACAACGGGACUGGUUGAUUUGUACUUGGAUGAUGACGACAGCGCGAGGAAGGGGGUGUGGCAAAUGAGCGGCUGGGAGAGGAACAAAAAAUAA